AUGUUUGCCUCCACAAGUUCAAUGCUGCAAAGUCCAAGGCCGAACCGCCGGUGCCGCGAGGCAGCCGUGUGUAUCAGCGUCGAGACACUCAGCCCCCUCGCACCUGGUCAAUUCCAUCGCGAGGACCUCUCCUCGGCCUUUGAGCCAUCAAAGCCCAGCAUGUACACACUCUCUAGCUUCAGCACAUCAGACACCGACUCUACCUGGCCACUCACUCCGCCACUCGGCGAAGCAGGAGUGCAGCGCAGCGAUGACGAAGACACCGACGAGGAUUACGGCGUCGGAUGCUCCUGGGCAGACUAUGGUCUACCAAAGUCCCUCCACCGCACUUCGAGCAACGACUCUUUCCAAUGCCGCGGCCUUGGCAUGUUCAACAUUCAGUUCGACGACAACAGGUCCUCUACCCUAGAGGCAGCAGCAACAGCUUCCACGGCGAUGAAAGCCCCUACUUCUACACUGGCUCACUCCACCUUUGCCCAGGCCGUGGAUGGACUUUCGUCGCCCAUUGCCUUCUCGAACCACAAGUCCGACUCGGCCGCUACCACCAACACAAAGCGACGAAGGAGCACACUCUCCCGACUGAGGGGUCUCUCUACCUCUACCGGCAACGAUGAGGACAAGGAGAAUGCUUCACCUACCUAUGAGGAGUUUGUCCAGCCCGGCAGCGCUGCCCGCAGGAUGAGCAACUUCACCAACGAAGCCAGUCCUACCAAGAGGCGUCCCACUACUCCUGUACGACCACCAAGGCCAGAGACACUAGUGUGGAACAGCAACUUUGCCGUCACCUUUCCUACCAGUCGUCGGUCGAGUGUUCAACACAAUUUCCAGGAGGACAUUGGUGAGGAGAGUGACGAGCACUCAUACGAACCUCGCGAGGCACAAGAUGCCAUCUCACCCUUGUCGAGCAUCACCGGUGCACCUCGUCUCUCAUGGCUCUCCAACCUUCGGAAUCGUCAUGCUUUCCCCCUCGAUUUAACCUUUGCCAUCAACACCUUUUCACCACGGGGCCAAGCAGGCAGGGAUACCUCUCGUCUACCCCGCACCCUAGCUGUGCACCGCAACGACACCAUCUCCAGCAUCAAGCAACGUCUCUCUGCAGCUCUCAAGACUGCCGGACUACCCACUUCAGCCGAUGACCUCAUCGUCAGUCUUCGCAGCAGUGAAGUCGCUCCUCAAGUCUCGCCACGCAUCCGUAUGAAUAGCAUCGUCGACUACGACGCCGCUGCUACACCUCCAGCACAGAUGGGCUUUGCUGCACGCAAGGGAUCCGCACCCCUGCCGUCGCCAUCGUACACUACGCUCCUCUGGGCAGCAGCAGCAAGGAGAAGAGCCUCGGCUACACCGGCCAUGACCUUCUGCUCCUCAACGUCCCCCAAGAAGUCAAAGGUGACCACCCCCAGCACGCCUUUGGAUGGCAACUUGCUCAGCAUCGACAAUGAUGCAGCGGCUCUCACUGCUCGCUGGCGCGAGCUGGACGACGAUGAGGCUACUUUGGAUCAGGUGGGUGUGACACCCAGCGACCAACUCGUCGUCGCCCUUCGUCGCGCCCACUAUGUCCACUUCUAG
This is a messenger RNA of Microstroma glucosiphilum, 1566 nucleotides long. RefSeq lists its product as hypothetical. The record is from RefSeq and is a predicted model, not a curated record. The transcript has a single exon. Lineage: Eukaryota; Fungi; Basidiomycota; Exobasidiomycetes; Microstromatales; Microstromataceae. The coding region runs from base 1 to 1566 and encodes 521 amino acids.